CAUAGAAAAACUCAGACAACACAACAUAACACAAUACAAACACUCUUUCUUUCUUUUGUUGUUGUUGUUAAUGGGAUGGAGCAGAAUAACGUUAUCGCACCGUUCGUUUUAAAGACAUACCACAUGGUGAAUGAUCCCAACACCGAUAAGCUUAUCACGUGGGGCCCAAACAACAACAGCUUCAUCGUCCUCGACCCCCUCGAUUUCUCUCACUCCCUUCUCCCUGCUUUCUUCAAACACAACAACUUCUCCAGCUUCGUUCGCCAACUCAACACCUAUGGUUUCAGAAAGGUGGAUCCGGAUAAGUGGGAGUUUGCGAACGAGUGGUUCCUGCGAGGGCAGAAACACUUGUUGAAGAACAUCGUGAGGAAGAAGCACGGUGGUGGAAGGAAUAACGCAUAUUCGAAGCUCGAGGAUUUGGACGAUGAGGCCUUGGUGAUGGAGAUUGCGAGGUUGAAGGAGGAACAGAAGGCUUUGGAAGAGGAGCUUCAAGGUAUGAACAAGAGGUUAGAGACAACAGAGAAACGACCACAGCAAAUGAUGUCUUUUCUCUGCAAAGUCGCCGAGGAUCCUCAAGUUCUUUCUCGAAUACUCCUCGAGAGAGAGAGGAAGCAGCUUGGGGAGAAGAAACGGCGGUUGAUAUCGGCGGCGGCGGCUACGUCGUCUUCCUCGUCGUCGGGCAUGGCGGCGACGAAUUCGUCGGUGAAGACGGAGUUUGAGGAAGACGAAGCAACUGUGGGUAAUAUAAUAUCUUCAUCAUCGCCGGAGACAGGUUUUGAAAUUCAUAAUUUUUGCCGUGCGGUGCCGCUGUCUCCGCCGCAGGAGGCUACGCCGGCGGUUUGGUGGGGGCAGGCGCAUGGGAUUGGCCAACAGGGUGGUUAUGGUUAUAAUUGUGCUGCCGCUCCGGCACCGUUGACGGAGGUGUCUGUGGCGGUGCCGCCGCCAAUGGGAGGAGGCUAUCCGGGGUACGAGAAUAAUAAUGGUAAGGGGCGGGUGAGUUAUUUCAGUGAUAUGGCGGUAGAGUGCAGUUCACUGCCACCUUAUCCGUUUUCGCUGUUGGAAGGUGGCUUUUAGCUUAUGUUUUACUUUUAUUAAGAUUUUAUCUUGGAUUCUCUCAUUUGUAAAAUUCU
This is a messenger RNA of Gastrolobium bilobum, 1130 nucleotides long. RefSeq names its product heat stress transcription factor C-1. Gene Ontology annotation, biological process: regulation of transcription by RNA polymerase II. The transcript has 2 exons. Gene Ontology annotation, cellular component: nucleus. Lineage: Eukaryota; Viridiplantae; Streptophyta; Magnoliopsida; Fabales; Fabaceae. The record is from RefSeq and is a predicted model, not a curated record. Gene Ontology annotation, molecular function: RNA polymerase II cis-regulatory region sequence-specific DNA binding; DNA-binding transcription factor activity. Bases 76 to 1074 code for a protein of 332 amino acids.